AGUCUGCUCCAGUGUGCCUUGCAGGAAGAAGCUCAGUUCUACAGAAGGACACCAGGGGAGUCUUCAGACAACAACAUGGCAAAACUCCUUAUAGCUCUGGGCAUACUAUGUGUUAUACACAUCGGUUCAGCCAAUAAGCUGGUGUGCCAAAUGACCAACUGGGCCCAGUACAGACCAAGUGCUGGCAAAUUCACACCAGACAACAUCGAUCCCUUCCUGUGCACCCAUGUCAUCUAUGCUCUGGCCACCAUUAACAGCUUCAACCAGAUCAUCCCCGUUGAGCAGAAUGAUGAGGAGCUGUACAGCAGCCUCAACAGCCUCAAGAAUGUCAACCCUGCACUGAAGACUCUGCUGACUGUUGGAGGAACAGUUAAUGGAGUGAGCCCAUUCAUUGCUAUGGUUGCCACUUCUGAGAAUCGUGCACUCUUUAUCAAGUCUGCCAUCAAUUUCCUGCAUGCCCAUAACUUUGAUGGGAUAAAUCUGGACUGGGAAUAUCCUGGACACAAUGGUAGCCCAGAAGGGGACAAGGAGAAGUUCACUCUGUUGGUCACGGAGCUUGUAAAAGCAUUUGAGGCUGAUGCCAUAGAAAACAAGAGAACUCAACUGCUGCUAUCAGCCAAUGUUGCUGCAUUUCCUCAGACCGUUGAUAGAGCAUAUGAGGUCGCCAAGAUUGCACCACACUUUGACUUUAUCAACAUCAUGACCUAUGACUACCACGGUUCCUGGGAUCCAGUAACUGGACACAACAGCCCACUGUAUGAGAGCGCUGUGGACUCUGGCGUACAACUUCAUUACAACAUAAACUCUUCUAUAGCCUACUGGGUAUCUCUGGGAGCACCAUCUGAAAAGCUGCUGCUAGGUUUCCCUACUUAUGGAAGGACCUUCCGUCUUAGCAGUGGGGCAAAUGGCCUGGGAGCACCAGCCAAUGGGCCCGCAGAUGCUGGACCCUACACUCGCACUGAAGGUUUCUGGGCCUUCUAUGAGAUCUGUGACUUCACUAAUACUGCUACUCUUGGAUGGAUCUCUGAGCAAGAGGUUCCAUAUGCCACCUAUGGCAGUUCCUGGCUGGGCUAUGAUGACCAGCGCAGCUAUUCUUCCAAGGUCCAGUGGCUGACUGCCCACAAUUUGGGAGGUGCUCAUGUGUGGACUAUGGAUAUGGAUGACUUCAGUGGAUCUUUCUGCUCAGCUGGAGCUUAUCCUCUCAUCAACCACCUCAGGAUUUCAAUGGGCUUCGGUCCAAAGCCUACCACUACUCCACGCCCUACAACAACUAAGGACCCUGCUGCUGACUUCUGCUUUGGCCGUCCUGAUGGGUUGUAUGAAAACCUGGCUGACAAAACCACCUACUUCCAGUGCUUCCAGGGAAACACCUACCUGCACCAUUGCCAGCCUGGUCUCAUCUACUGGGACUCCUGCAAGUGCUGCAACUGGCCCUGAGCCACAGAAGCAUGAGUUAAAGAACAAAAGUUCAACAAUACAGAACACAGUCAAUUAUGGUUCAGUAAACUCUUGUCACAACUUACACUGAUAAACAUCAUUGUCCUGAGUUAGAACAGGAACAGAAAGUAAACCAACAAGAUAUUACUUUUUGCAUUUGACUCAAUGUUUUCUUGACAAAAAUAAACUAAAUCGAUUAAUAAC
Oreochromis niloticus (Nile tilapia) is the source of this 1641-nucleotide messenger RNA. RefSeq names its product acidic mammalian chitinase. Gene Ontology annotation, cellular component: extracellular region. Bases 76 to 1437 code for a protein of 453 amino acids. Gene Ontology annotation, biological process: carbohydrate metabolic process. The record is from RefSeq and is a predicted model, not a curated record. NCBI's taxonomy places the organism in Eukaryota, Metazoa, Chordata, Actinopteri, Cichliformes, Cichlidae. The transcript has 12 exons. Gene Ontology annotation, molecular function: chitin binding; hydrolase activity, hydrolyzing O-glycosyl compounds.